CUUUUUUUUUUUUUUUUUUUGAAUUUCAUCCUUUUCAUUUUCCAGUAGUUUUUAGGUAUUUGCUAGGAGACGAAGCAACCCGGCAAGAUGGCGAUGUCUAGCGAGAGCCGUGCCCGGACGCUGACCGCCGUCAACAUUACGGCACUGGUUCUCGCCGUGACAGUCACGGCGCUCCGGUGUUUCGUGCGCAUCUACCUCCUCAAGGCCUUUGGGGUCGAUGACUGGCUCAUGGCCGCUGCUGCGAUCUGUUUCGCCUUCUACUGCAGCUUCUCCCUCUCCGGGGUCGCCUACGGAACCGGCCACCUCGUCUCUGAGAUCAGUCAAGAAAACUACGCCGAAGCAAAAAAGUGGUGGUAUUUGUGCUAUCCGUUCUACGCCGUCACCAUGAUGUUGGUCAAGAUGUCCAUGACCUCCUUCUUCCGCCGCGUCAUCGUCGAGCGGAUGCACAAGUGGAUUCUCUACUUGGCCAUGGUGGCAACCAUCAUCAGCUGCAUCGUCUUCGUCUUCACGUGCAUCUUCCAGUGCUGGCCGGUCAGCUACUUCUGGGACAAGUACACCCAGACGGGCACCUGCAUCCCCGACCGCAUCGUCAUCGCCCUGGCCAUCCUCUUCAGCGUCAUCAACAUGAUCACCGACUUUACCUUUGCCCUCCUGCCCGCCUGGAUCGUCCUGCGCCUCAACAUGAAGCUCAGGACCAAGCUCGCCCUGUGCGCCCUGAUGGGCCUCGGCUGUGUCGCGAGCGCGGCCAUCGUGGUGCGGAUGCCGUACCUGCAGGCGAUCGCCAGCGACGAGUUCCUGUACGAUACCGUCUUCGUCGCCGUCUGGUCGACGGUGGAGCAGUGCCUGGCCAUCACGGCGGCCGGCUUGGCCACGCUGCAGCCGCUGGUCAAGCUGGUCGGGUAUAAGCUGGGGCUGACGUCGCGGCCGACGGUGGUGGGCGGCGUCGCGUCCGGGCAGCACAUCCCCAUGACUUCGGGCUCCAUCGCCGUCAAGCGCUCCUUCGCCCGCCGGACCGAGCAGCGGACGUCGGCCCACAACGACCUCGGCCUCGCUGCCGCCGCCGCCGCCGACCCCGCCGGCCUCAAGCUCCAGCCCGUCGUGGGCGAGUACACGGCCGCGUGCUACAACACCAGCCAGGAGUUCCUCCGCCUCCCUUCCUCCGAGGGCUCCGACCUGUCCCAGAGCUUGGGCGUCGACAAGUCCAGGCGGUGACAUUUAUAUACCUAGGGAGGGAACGGAGGUGCAUAGCGUAAUUACAUCGAGCAUGUCCAUGCAUCCAGUACUACUACUA
This is a messenger RNA of Thermothelomyces thermophilus ATCC 42464, 1291 nucleotides long. RefSeq lists its product as uncharacterized. The transcript has 5 exons. The record is from RefSeq and is a predicted model, not a curated record. Lineage: Eukaryota; Fungi; Ascomycota; Sordariomycetes; Sordariales; Chaetomiaceae. Bases 88 to 1212 code for a protein of 374 amino acids.